Poecilia reticulata (guppy) is the source of this 1509-nucleotide messenger RNA. RefSeq names its product ubiquitin carboxyl-terminal hydrolase 47-like. The record is from RefSeq and is a predicted model, not a curated record. Gene Ontology annotation, cellular component: cytosol; nucleus. Lineage: Eukaryota; Metazoa; Chordata; Actinopteri; Cyprinodontiformes; Poeciliidae. Gene Ontology annotation, molecular function: cysteine-type deubiquitinase activity. Gene Ontology annotation, biological process: protein deubiquitination.
GUGCAUGAACAGCGAGAUGCAGCCGAGCACUUGGAGAAAAUUUUAACCAUGGCCAGUGAGGAGGCAUCAAAGAUAUUUGAGAUACAACUCAACAACAAGACAAUCUGUGGGGAUUGUGAAGAAGAAACUGAUGAAAAAAAGUCUUUUUGGAAUCUGCCUCUUCCACUGAAGCAGUCUUCGAAUGAAAGCUACAGUGUGAAAGAUGCCAUUAAAGACUUUUUUAAAGACUCGCAUUUUACUGAAGACAACCAGCUUUACUGUGAGAAGAAGUGUGAAGGCAAACGGGAUGCUACUGUCAAAUGUGUGAUAAACCAGCAUCCAGAGGUUUUGAUGUUGCUGCUGAAGAGAUUUGAGUUCAACUAUUAUCAAAUGUGUUUUGUCAAAAACACCUGUAAGGUGGAUGUUCCCUUCAUUGUGGAGAUACCACGGAAUCAGACAUAUGAAUUGUACGCCUUUGUUGAACACUUUGGCAGUCUGAAAAGUGGACAUUACACAGCAACAAUCAGGUCCCAGGAUGACGACAGAUGGUAUAAUUUCAAUGACUCCUUAGUCACAGAGCUAAAUAAUCGUCCAUUUCAGGGAAACAAGAUUGAGGGAACCCAGAGUGCCUAUCUUCUGUUUUACAGAAAGAAAGGUGCUGAUCAAGACAACAGAAAGGUACCCAACAAAAGAGAUCUUCUGCCUGACAACAAUAAGAACAGCAGGUCUUGUCCAUAUGUCUGCAAGACUGAGAAGGAUGAAGAUGCUAAACCUACCAAUGAUGAGGCCAGUCGCCCUAAGCGUAGAAAAAGAAGUGAAAAUGCUGAUGAAGAUGGUCCGGCAGGUCUUCCUACUAGGGAAUCCAGUGAAAUGGUUGAAAGAAAUAGGGAGAACUCUGCACAAGAAGCUGAGAGGUUGACCAAUGAUAAGCAACAUCAUUCUGAGAAGGCAAAACUUGAAAUGGGGGAUAGGCUUGUCAAAAAUGUCAAUUAUAAAACAAAAAGUCAGGUGGAAAGUAGUAGUAUAACACAAAUAAACCCUUUGGAGAAAGGAGUUGUGAGAGCAGAUGUUCACAAAGACAUAAACAAACAAGUGAAUGACCACUCAAAAAUGGAAGAGAUGCCUGAUUUGAAAUCUAAUCAGUAUGACAGACAGGGCCAGGAAAAUUCAAGUGGCGAGCCCCUACUAAAGAGCGGGGAUAAAACCCAAAAACCAGAGCCUACCAGUGUAAAGAAACAAGACAGCCAUGAAAUUGAAGCAGAUGAAGACACACACGCUCCUUUGCAAGAGAAACCAGACAAAAAGAAUAAUAAAGGGAUUAAACCCAAAAAACGUUUUCGAGACUUGUUUAAAAGAAAACCAUCAAAGGACAAGGUUAAACAACCCAAAGUAAACAGUCAAAGCGUAGAAGCGAGCACUGAAUCAGGGACUGAAAGAACGAAGGAUACAAAUAAAGACAAAAUCCAAAAAAAGAAAACCAAAAAAAGAAAAGUUUCUUUCAACUGCUGUUGUUCAAAAACAGAAGAUUAA